This is a messenger RNA of Cetraspora pellucida, 459 nucleotides long. The record is from the annotation of a GenBank genome assembly. NCBI's taxonomy places the organism in Eukaryota, Fungi, Glomeromycota, Glomeromycetes, Diversisporales, Gigasporaceae.
AGUCUAGCCACAAUCCCCACAUGGAUACCUUUUUCGAUCCUUGCGUUACAUGAUGGCCUCACAUCUCUGGGUGGCAACCAGAGCAAAUACUCCGUUCUCUGCCUGCAGAUUCCAUCAGAAGCACAAUUGCGGGGAGCAUUGGGCUCAUCAGGCCUCCCUAAAAGACUUCGAACUAUGGUAACUGUGAGUCUACCAGCAUGCCGCGGGGUCUAUCCUAUCCGGUUUUCCUACGGUACCUUCCCCGAAUUUGACAGUCUAGCUCACCAUACAACUCGUACACACUGCUACAAUGGUAGAUCCAUUUUCCAUGAAGUUAUCUAUCUUUCAAGGGCUUCUUCAAGUUUAGUGAAAGGUGUUUCACUCUCAACGGAAUUGUUCCGAUUUAACCUUUACAAGCUUCAUCUUGUUGAAUGGUCGAUUACAACCUCAGCAUUUAACAUAACAAGUGGGUCUCUCUGA